AUGUCGAGCACUCGAGCUCGCGCAAAGUGCCCGCGCUGGGGCGCGCUUCCUACGCCCAACAGCAGCAGCAGCCCAAGGGGACCUGUCGCAGUCGAGGCCUCUCCAAUCAUCUCAGCCCCGACUUCCAGGAGGAGGAGACGCUCCAUCCUGAGCUGCGCCGCGACGCUCAUGGAGGGAGCGACCCAGCGACAGCGACUCGACGCUGCUGGUGAGCGACCGCACCAGCGCGCCGUCCCGCCAACCACAAAGGGCGGCGCGGGCGAACGCCGCGGCAGCCGCGACCGCGGCGACCAGCAACAGCAGCAGCAGCAACCGGAUCGUCAUCCAAGUGAAGGGCGCCGAGGCGGAGACGGCGCGGCGGCAGCGGCGCGGGGACGUGGCGGCCAGCGGCGCGGCGCCAAGCGGGUGAGUGGGCGAGCGGCGCCCCACGAGCUGGACCUCCUCCCCCCGGGCGGCCUCGCGGCGCAGGCGCAGGCGAGAUCGCCGGCCAGCCUUAGUUCAGGGAACGCCACUCCUGAGCUGGUGGGGUAUCAGAAUAUUCAACUGUGUUUGUUAACCAAUAGGGGCUGCCGGCGAUCUCGCCUGCGCCUGCGCCGCGAGGCCGCCGGCGGAGGAGCGUCCAGCUUCGUGGGCGCCGCUCGCCCACUCCCACGCUGGCGCCCGCCCGCUGGCCGCCACGUCCCCGGCGGCCGCUGCCGCCGCCGCCGUCUCCGCUCGGCGCCCUUCACUUGGAUGACGAUCCGGUUUCUGCUGCUGCUUUGUGGUCGCCGCGGCGUCGCGGCUGCCGCGGCGUUCGCCCGCUGCCGCCCUUGUGGUUGGCGGGACGGCGCGCGUGGUGCGGUCGCUCACAGCAGCGUCGAGUCGCUGUCGCUGGGUCGCUCACCUCCAUGA
Molecule: messenger RNA, 891 nt
Organism: Gryllus bimaculatus (two-spotted cricket)
Lineage: Eukaryota; Metazoa; Arthropoda; Insecta; Orthoptera; Gryllidae
Source: the annotation of a GenBank genome assembly